Messenger RNA from Nerophis ophidion (straightnose pipefish), 2528 nucleotides. RefSeq names its product chemokine-like protein TAFA-5. Gene Ontology annotation, biological process: G protein-coupled receptor signaling pathway. Gene Ontology annotation, molecular function: receptor ligand activity; G protein-coupled receptor binding. The coding region runs from base 222 to 599 and encodes 125 amino acids. The transcript has 4 exons. The record is from RefSeq and is a predicted model, not a curated record. NCBI's taxonomy places the organism in Eukaryota, Metazoa, Chordata, Actinopteri, Syngnathiformes, Syngnathidae.
UUCCAGCAGGCUCGGCAGCUUCAUCCUCUCAUGGUCCCGGUCCUCAUGGUCCCGGUCCUCAUGGUCCUGGUCCUCAUGGAGUGGGAGAUGCGAAUGAGUGUGGAUCAGCUUGAGAUGUCUGGAUUGUCCCUCAGGCUGGAGCACUCAUGAUGUUCUUCUGUGAGGACACGCCGUCCUCGGACUAAGUCCACCCUUGGACUCAGGACUACCAGCCUCCCCACAUGCUACCCCUCCGGCUGCGGAGGUCGCUUACAGCCGCAGGGUUGUGCCUGCUCCUCGUCGCUGUCCUCCACAAAAACAUUCUCCACCAAGGUCACCUGUCGAGCGGAAGUUGCGAGGUGGUCAUGAUGGACCGGGACAGCAGUCAGCCAAGAAGGACCAUCGCCCGGCAGACGGCCCGCUGUGCCUGCAGGACAGGACAGAUCGCGGGAACCGUGCGAGCCAGGCCGGCCUGCGUGGAUGUGGACAUCGUCUCCAGUCGCCAGUGGUGUCUCAUGGGUCCAUGUUUGGACCGCGAGGGCUGCCACCUUCUCGUCAACCAGUCGGGCUGGACCUGCACGCAACCAGGAGGCCGAGUCAAGACCACCACGGUCUCCUGACAGGAAGUAACAUGGCCGCCGUCCGUCUCAGUCAACACUCAGACAAGAAGAUUCCUGUCGAGGUUCGCCUUCCCGGGGAAAAAUUGAGUCCAGGGCAAAGAGCUAGCGACGACUUGAGCGGACAACAAGUCUGUGAGGGACUAGCGAGGACAACGAUCAAGAAUAUGCGGACCGUAAUGACAUUUUCUGUGAGGAUCAACGUCGUACGCACAGUUUCCGAAGUACUAAAUCCGAGCACAUGUUGGAAUCCUGCUGGCCACACCCACAUUUACAUAUGCAAAUUAUAUUUAAACUAGCCAUGUGCCUGAGAUGUUGCCCAAUCACCAGGAGUAGAUGUGGCUUCUUUCUGGCGUUUCCCGGCAAACGAAGGGCGGGGCCGAGUUCUAAAUGUUAAAAUUUUGUGGCGAGUCAUCAGAUCGAAGUUUGGCGCCACGCCCCGCCCACCUCCUAAGGCGUAGGCAAAAGUCCUUCGCAGUUUACUAUCGGCAAUCUGCCUUGUAUCUGGGAUUCUAUUUGCUACUUGUUUGGUCAAAGUCCCGAGGAGGAGCUCCUUAAAGUACCACCCCUGUUUUUGGCCGAGACAGAAUCCAAGAUGGCCGACUUCCUGUUUGUUUUCAAAUAUGGGUUCCUGAGACAUUUACGCGCGUCUUGUCAUGACAGACGUCUCCAGUGAAACUGGUGGCAAGGGCCAUGAAGAAAAUGUGUUCGUAGAGAAGCUGGCUGAUGUCAUCACGAUGAUGAUUUCAUGAAGAUGUCAUGACGACGUCACAAUGAUGUCAUGAUGAUGUCACAAUGACGAUAUCAUGAUGAUGCCAUGAUAAUGUGAUGAUAAUGAUGUCACAGGGAUCAUCAUGAUGAUGUCUUGUAGCUGAUGGUGUAAUAAGGAUGAUGUCACAAUGAUGACAGCAUGAUGAUGAUGUCAUGAUAACGAUGUCAUGAUGAUGUCACAACGAUGAUGGCAUGUUGAUGUAUUAAUGAUGAUAUAAUGAUGUAUGAAUUAUGAUGUCACAAUGAUGAUGAUGUCAUGACAAUGUCAUGAUGCCAUCAUGAUAACACAAUAAAGUCAUGAUCAUGUAUUGAUGAUGAUGUCAUGAUGAUGUAAUGGUGAUGCCUUGCUGAUCAAUGAUAGUGACGUCAUGGUGAUGUCAUGAUGAUGUCACGAUGACAUCACGAUUAUUUCACAAUGAUGUAAUGAUGAUAAUGUUAUGAGGACGAUGGCACUAUGAUGAUUUGAUGAUGAUGUAAUGAUGAUGAUGUCACAAUAAUGUCACGAUGAUGCUACAAUGACAUCACAAUAAUGUCACAAUGAUGUAAUAAUAAUGAUGUCAUGAGGAUGCCAUGAUGUCAUCAUGAUGUUACGAUAAAAUCAUGAUGAUCUCACGAUGAUGUAUUGAUGAUGAUGAUGAUGAUGCAAUGAUGAUGCAUGAUGGUGACGUCAUGGCGAUGUCAUGACGAAUUCACGAUGACGUCUUGAUGAUUUCACAAUGAUGUCAUAAUGGUGUAAUAAUAAUGAUGUUAUGAGGAUGAUGUCAUGAUGACGUUUUGAUGAUGCAAUUGAGAUGAUGUCACAAUAAUGUCACGAUGAUGUCACGAUGACAUCACAAUGAUAUCAUGACGAUGUAAAAAUCAAUCAAUCAAUCGAUGAUUAUUUAUAUAGCCCUAAAUCACUACUGUCUCAAAGGGCUGCACAAACCACAAUACAAACCACAACGACAUCCUCGGUAGAGCCCCCGAACGGUAAUGAUGAUGUCAUGAGGAUGUCGUCGUGAUGAUGUCAUUAUAAUGUAAUGAUGAUGAUGUCAUGAUGAUGAUGUCAUGAUGAUGAAUUGAUGAUGAUAUCUUUAUGAUGAUGCAAUGAGGACGACGUCAUGAAGAUGUAAUGAUGAUGAUGUCAUGAUAAAUCUAAUUAAAACCAGGUUCUUCAUCUCA